AUGCAAACAUUCGAAUACAGCGAUGAAGAAGUAGAUUAAGAUACUAUAAAAGAAAGAUUAGAUAAACUUCAUGAUUUACCAUUGAAAUUUAAACAUAAAACAGUUUGUCUUAGAAGUCUUAGUGGAAUCAAUUCUCGUAAAUCGUAGACUUGUAUUAAAUUGAGAAAUAGAAGAUAGGAAUCAAGUUCGGAGUCUUCUUGUGAUGAUUCUUCUGAAAUAUAACUAUCAGAAUUUGAUAUAUCAGAUGAGAACAAAAAAGCAAACAUUCUUUGUCAAUAUAAGAAUAGUUUUUUUAAUGAAAAAAUAAAAUAAUUUAAUGAAAUAAAAUCAAAGAAAUUUUGGUAAGGUAAUUAAAUAAGCAAGAUAAAAAUAAAUAAAGAUGAUUCAUCUAUUAAAUUAAACAAGUCACCCUCAAUAUAAAAAUAAUAAUAAUCACCUAUAUCUGAGAGUAAUCAUAAUACUCUAAGUUUUUAAAAAAAGAAGGAUAUUACAGAACACUCAGUUGAUUAAUCAUUUAAAUAAGUUAAUUCUCCAUUAUUGUUCUAUUUAAAUAAUGUUCAUUAAAAUAGUAUUAAUAACAAUAAUAGUUCUAAUUUUAUAAACAAUAGAUCAUGUUAAUAAUCAUUAAAUAAUAGUUAAUAUACUAUUGAUGUUCCAUGUAAUGAAUCAUUUGCUCAAUAAUCUACAAUAAAAUUAAAUGAAAAAGAAAUUUUAAAUCAAAUUGUUGAAGCUGUUUUUACUAGAAAUAUUUAAAUAUUAACAAAAAUAGUAUUGUUAUUAUAAAAAGAAUAUAGAACAGAUAUUUUAAAUAUGAAAGAUAUAAAUGGAAAUACACCUCUUUUAUUAGCUAUAAAACUUUAGUAAUAAUAGAAUCAAUUCUCAAUUAUUCGAUUAUUAUUAUCAAAUGGUUCUGAUCCCACUAUUAAAGAUAUUGAUGGAUGGAGUCCAAUUGAAGAAACUGUGGCUUAAAAAGAUUUAUUAACUACAUCAUUAUUAUUUGAUUAUUUAGUUUCUAAGAAAUUAUUUGAUAUGUAAUAAGAAAGAAAUUAAAUUGAUUAAGAACUCUUUAAAAUUAAUGAUUUCUAUCUCGAAAUGAAAUGGGAAUUUAAAUCUAGUAUUAUUCCUUUCAUCUCUAAAUUUACUCCAAAUGAUACUUUCAAAAUUUAUAAAAGAGGUAUUUUAAUAUUUAUUAUAAGGUUCUUCUUUGAGAUUGGAUUCUACUUUUGCAGGAACUAAAAAUUAUAAAACUAAAAGAAGAGAUCUUACAGUAUUCUAUAAUCCUUUAAUGGGAUCAGUUUAAAGAAAAGAAAAUAGUUCAAAUUGUAAAUUUGUUACUAUUUUAAAUAGAGCCAAAAAAAUCUAUUAUUAUCCUAUUGUAAUAUUAUAAAAUUAAAUUAGCAAGAAAUAGAUCCUGAAGAAAAAAAUCAAAUUCUUAUGGAUUUAUUAAAUUGUGAAAGUGUUAAUGGUGAAAUGAAAGUUAAUGAAUGUGAACUUAUUAAAAGCAAGAAUUUCUUUGGAAAUUAUAUUAGCUAAAAAAUUAAUAGUUGGAUUUGUUAGAAAUAUGAAUUUAGAAUACAAACAUCAUAACAUUUUAAUAAAAAACAUUAAUAAAAUUAUUGUAAUUUGAAUUUAGAUUAAUAUUUAAAUUAAUCCUUAGAUUAAAAUCCAACAAGUGCAAGAUUUAAUUUUGAAUAAAUAACAAAUUAAAUUGUAGGUGAUUAAUUAUUUAUUAAUUCUCCAUCUUUUAAAUAAGAAAAUGAAUAAGUCUAAAAAUAAAAAUAAAAUAAUAACAAAAAAUAAAUUGAUAAAAAUGAUAAAAGUAUAAUAAAUAUUAAUAUUCUAGAAUAAUCAGACUCUUGCUUACUUUAUAUCAGUUAAGCAUUUCCAUUAAAUUUUUAACAAUUUCUUCCUAUAAUAAAAAUGCUUGCGAAUGGAAAUGAAUUCAUUUCAACUUUGUAAACAGUUCUAUCAAAUCAAAGUGUUAAAGAAUUACUUAACGAUAAAGGUUUUCCAGUUAGAAUAGAAAUACCAAUAAAUUUUACUAUAGAUGCUGUUGUCACAUUUUAAGCAUUUAAAAAAAUAGACCCAGAUGAUCUAGAAAUCAAGAAAUUAUUUUAAAUUCCAGAAGAUUAUUAAUUUGUUUCGAGGAAAGAUGCUACUAAAGUUAUGAAGAGAGGAAAAAAAAGAUUAUUUCUUGCAAAUUUAUUUUUAUGA
This is a messenger RNA of Paramecium sonneborni, 2214 nucleotides long. The record is from the annotation of a GenBank genome assembly. NCBI's taxonomy places the organism in Eukaryota, Ciliophora, Oligohymenophorea, Peniculida, Parameciidae.